Molecule: messenger RNA, 4072 nt
Organism: Leucoraja erinaceus (little skate)
Lineage: Eukaryota; Metazoa; Chordata; Chondrichthyes; Rajiformes; Rajidae
Gene: heatr4
Product: HEAT repeat containing 4
Exons: 17
Coding region: 16-3213 (1065 amino acids)
Molecular function (GO): oxidoreductase activity
Source: RefSeq, a predicted model, not a curated record
UGCACAUUCCCACCGAUGCCCCGACUCGACCUCUGGUUGCCCGGUGACCAUUGCCGGGUCUGUGGUCUGUGUUGCCCGGUGACCAUUGCCCAGAGGGUCCGUGUUGCCCGGUCACCGUUGCCGGGAUACGCGGCCUGUUUGUCAGCCGGGAAGCCGCCGUCGAUUUCGAUCCUAAUCCCGGUUGUGCCGCACCGGGACCGGGGGCUGACAGCGAUGGACGAGUCGCAAGAUGAAUCCCACCCGAGCUCCCAGUGCCCCACAACAGAUGAACCUGCCGUUCAACCCCUGGAAGCGGAGGCCACUGAUCCCAGCCAAGGUCGGGAGACCAUCACCCCUCUGACGGACGAAGAGCUUCCGCCCCCCAAGUACAGGCAGCUGCUGCAUGAGAGAUACGUGAAGAGUGUGGCGCUGAACCUACGCUUCGCCAAAGAUGUUGUCAAUUCCAUGCCGCUUUAUGGGCUGCCGCUCAAGGAGAGGAGCGACGGCAACAUCUUUGAUCUCUUCAAGGCCGUCACACCCCCGGGAUCAGUCGCGCCCAGCCAACUAGACCGGAGAUCUCACCGCCCAAGGGUCACCAGGCGAAAGUUCAAGCAAGGCGCAGCGAGUGACAGGAACGUGCAGGUUUGCUGUGAGUCGCACAGGGGUUCCGGAGGCAAGCUCAAGGCAGCUGUGCCGUCCACCACACCGGCCCCUUCGGUGAGCAGCAGAAGCCUUGCACUGCCCGACCAAGCAGUGGCUCAGGAUCGGGCCUCACCCCUGAAGGCAGCGGAGAGUCCCCUCGGCUCCCAGAAGCAGCCCGAGCAAUGGGACGAGUACCUGAUGAAGAAGCUGAGCAAGAGGACAGCACAGUGGCUGGUGACCAAGCAGAUGCCCGAGGGGCAAUCGAAAGCCAGGUUGGAGGGGCUUCUGCACGAUCACUAUGGCGCUGCCCACGUCUACGCUCUCAUAAAAGACGAGACCAUGACACCAGACGACUUCAGUCGUUACGAACAAGUCAGACCCCAGGAAUCCCAGGCAGCUGUGGUGAGAAAGGUGACCAGAACCCCACUGACCACCUACUACAGGGUUCCGGGACAUGAACUGCACAAGGACAUUGUGCAGGAGCCUGGAGCAGUAAACUGGACAGCAGCCAACCUGACAGUGAAGCACAUGACACCUCCUCCAAAGCCGAAGACCAUGCUGACCUCAAAGCUUGGGAAAUACGUCUAUUACACAGAGAACGUCUUUGAGCAGGAACUUUAUGCUGGGUCAUCAGGAAUUGUUCACCACCACGGCGAGAAAUACAAAGAGCGAAUCAUCUUGGACAACCUGUCAGAGUAUCAGAAGCAACUCCAGGAUCAAUUCCCUCCGCUGCCCGGGAAAUGGUCAGAGUGCAAAGAGAACCAAGACCAACAGCUCCCACCUCCAGAACCUGCAAAGUUGUUCCGAGGCCUGAGGAGGUGGACAGCCCUGCCCACUAUGGCUGAUUAUACCAUGGAGAAAGGACUGAGACCACCAGACUACGGACUCAUCGACAAACCAAUGAGAAAAUCUUUCAAGAAGCAUGAAAACCUGCAAAUAAUACGCAACAUGGUCACGGAGUGGAUUAAAACUUCACGCAUAUAUUCUCAUUGGCGGGACAUCACUGUGGAAGAACUGGAAAGAGACCUGAGAGCAAUACACAGUCAAGUUCAGCUCAAUGCCCUGGCAACGUGUGCAUCAGGAGCACUUGAGCGACCAAAUCUGGAGCAAGAUCCAGAUUCUAUCCGUCUUUACUCAAGAGUUGAUGCUGAAAUUAAAGCAGUCCCGGAGAAUCUACAGCCACUCAUCAUUGAAGCUCUCAAUAGUGAAAACCAACGUGUGAGGCUGGCUGCAGCAAUUUGCCACAUCACGAUGGAGAGAAUGAAUGAAACGGUCAAAGAGAUUCUUCAGGAUGCCCUCCUUCAUGGAAGUGAGGUUGACAGCUGGAUUGCAGCACAAAGUCUGGCUCUCCAUGGCGAUGUUAGUUAUCCUGUGGUCCACAGAAUCAUCCAGCAUCUUUUCGACAAGCCUGAUGCGCAGACCAUGAAGCAAGUCUGCCUGAUCCUGGGCCCACUCAGUGAGAGGACAACUCUGGUGCACUUUACGGUGGCCGGCCAGCUGAACAGUCGUAAUUGGAAGAAAAAGGUGCUGGCGUGCAAGGUCCUGUCCUGCCUGCGUGGAUCACUUAACAUAGAUCUGACCCAGAAGAUUGUCAACCUGAUGUGGAACGACUGGAACAGCAAUGUCCGCCAAGCAGCCACACAAUCACUGGGAUCCCUGGGGCUGGGGAAGAAAGUCCACGAUGAGCUGCGGAAGAGGCUGGAUAAGGGCAACAGCAGAACACGGAUUGAAGCGUUGUCGUGCAUUGGUCAGCUGGGGGUGAUGACAGGAAAGCUAAUGCCCAGCUUCCUCAACUGCUUCCAGGAUGACUUCAUUGGCGUGCGGAGGGAGGCAUGUCUCACUGCCGGUUUGCUGAAGUUAAAAGAUGAGAAGGUUCUUGGUCACCUGCUGCGCCUGAUGCAGUCUGACCACAUCUGGAAGGUGAGAGCCCACGCCAUCAAGGCUUUAGGUGCCAUUGGACACGUGACUGCGAAUCUGAGGGACUUGCUGCUUUGGGCACUUCAUUACGAGAACGAGCCUGGGAUCCGAAUGGAAGCCUGCAACACCAUCAUGUCCUUGAAGCUUCAGGAUCCGAAGGUGCUGGCCCUUUUAAGACAGCAGCUCCUGGUGGAGAACAACCCACAGGUGCAGAAAGAUGUGGCACAAGCACUGCAGAGAUUAGGAGACAGUACUGCCGUGGAAGAAGGAAUGCUACACAAAAUAAAAGAACAGGUCUGUACACUGUGUGAGAAAAAUACUGUGAUCUGGAAGCUGUUGCGGUUGGAGAAGUUGAAGACUAACAUCGCCCAGCAGAUGGAGUGGAUCAACCUGAAGACACAGCCGCUGCAUCUGAAAGCUCUGACCGAACAGAUGCAGCAGCUGCACCAAACCCUGACGGCUGCCAGUUUCCAUCGGAUGCAGGGUGAUGUGGAGGACGGGCCGGUAUGCGGGGCUAUGGACCAGCCGGUGGAACGCAGCUCCGGCCCGGCGCAGACCGCCAGGUGUGACAAGCCCCUCAGCGGAGAAGAUCUACGUUAUUCCAGGAUGCUCAGGACAGGCAGCAAGAAGGCCCCGACUCACCAGCAGCCUGGGAGAACCACAUUCCCAUCUUGACAUGGCAAGUGAGGUUUCAUCGCUGUACCUGAAAUAAAAGCUGAUACAAGAAAGGUGCAGAGUGGGGGCAGUUUGUGAACUGAAGGGAGCCCCGCGAGGGCUUCUCUCCACCAGAGUGAAUGGAAGACAUUGCUUCAGUAAUGAGGCGAUGCAGUGUCUUGACCUCACUCUGUGGUUGUAGGAUUAAAGUGGUCUCUGAAACUGGACCUGCUCAGGAUCAAAAUCCACAAAGCAAAUCGCUUCAUGCAUACUUUGACUCCAUCAUGGAUAUGGGUCAAACAGGAUGAGUGUAUGUGAACAUCGUGCUUGGCAUUGGUCAAGUUAGGCCAAAGGGUUUGUUUCCGUGUUGCGUGGUUUUAUGAGGGUGGCUGCCAUGAAUGACUCUUGGCUCUUAAUGAAAUGGAAGAUCUAGAUAGUGUACAUGAGGGAAGUAACAAUGGCAGAGUGUACUGUAUACAAGGAAGUUGUUUCCACAAAUGCAGCAUGGAAUUCCUCAGAGACAUGUACACAACCCACUCGCCACAGUUACAGGCACAAUGCAGAGCAGCAACUCCUAACUCAUCAAUUAGAGAAGGCACAACAUGCCACUGUUGGGAAAGUGAGUUAUUUUUAGUUGUGCAUUCAGUGAAUUGCUGCGUACAGCCUGGUCCCUCCACAUGCCACCACUUCACGGCCUCAGGGAAGGACAAUGAACAGACAUUUUAGUGAGCUUGGCAUGUAAGCAUUGCAGUACUGAGACUGUGCCCCUCCAAUCUGAGGAUGAACACAGACUCCCUGGAUCUGCUCUGCUGGACAAGACAAUGAAGAAGAACGGAGAAAUUAUUCUCAUUCCCCCGUUGUUUGCAGUCACCCACCAUCA